Aureobasidium melanogenum CBS 110374 is the source of this 714-nucleotide messenger RNA. RefSeq lists its product as uncharacterized. The transcript is spliced from 4 exons. The coding region runs from base 1 to 714 and encodes 237 amino acids. NCBI's taxonomy places the organism in Eukaryota, Fungi, Ascomycota, Dothideomycetes, Dothideales, Saccotheciaceae. The record is from RefSeq and is a predicted model, not a curated record.
AUGACUACUGGUCGCUGCAAGCGAAAAUCCCAAUUGAACCGACAGUGGUUGGUCCACAACGACCGCAUUCGCACGUGUUGCAAUGAGAAAGACGAGAUAUUGAUAUGCUCACCUCGGCAGUUUGCGGGAUCUGGUAGAGUUCUCGUACUCGCAAGAGCACCAGUUUCCAUUGGAAGUACGAGCAUAUUCGUUGUCACCCGUACGAGUGUGGUUGCAUAUAAUUCUCAAAUAAAACCAGUUCUUGAAGCCAAAAUGCCGCUUGACCAGACAGCGGAGAGAUGCGCAUGGACAGCUCAAAGUGUCAAACUGGCGAGCAUCUUCAGAUACAACGAUCAGGCCAAUUGGUGGCUAGUACCAGUUUUCGCCGUGCUGGCACGUGGUGUCAAGCACUGGAGGCUUGAAAAGCGGCUUGAGACAAAUGCUGCUGCUGAGCACCUGCAACGAACCACGCGGCCUCUCGGGUUCGAGUGCGGCCAGCCUCUUUUCGAUUUGGCAGACCACGAACCUUGGGCUGGAGGCGAACCACAGGCAGCGGCAGAGGAGGGCCGCCGCCGCGGCUUCAAAACUUGGAUUGCAAACACUUUCGGGAGAUUGUUGGCGCAGGACGUUUCGACGCACAGGCCACUUGCUGAUGUUGUGACAGGUCAACGCAGAAAGAAUGCUGUCGGCAGUCAAGAAAGGCAACGAGUCAAUGUCAUCUGCGACGAUGUAUGA